Messenger RNA from Dendronephthya gigantea, 3906 nucleotides. RefSeq lists its product as uncharacterized. The transcript is spliced from 5 exons. The coding region runs from base 238 to 3903 and encodes 1221 amino acids. NCBI's taxonomy places the organism in Eukaryota, Metazoa, Cnidaria, Anthozoa, Malacalcyonacea, Nephtheidae. The record is from RefSeq and is a predicted model, not a curated record.
UUAAAAUCGAAAGCCAGCUAUCACAAAGCCACCCGUUGAGCCGAUUCGACUUUAAACUAAACUCAAACAAGAUUUGCAAGAAUGAGAAUGUUACAUUAAACUCGUGGAAUAGGAUUCACGAAAAUAAAGAUGCUCUAAGCGCUUAAUAAACACCGUCGUCUCGUCGGAGUUGGCCGUUGGGAACUUAAUCGGAAGACUGAAUACCGUAUUCAAGAUGUUCCCCUAAGCAUACAAUAAAUGGAAAAACUGGAAAAAAAUAGCGAAAAUAAGAGUGAUUCACAGAGUGGAUGUGAAACUAAAAGCGACCAAGCCGAGACACAGAGUAGGAAUAUUAACAAUACCUUUACCGCUGAACAAGGUCGAAAUGAACAGACGAGGGGAGGACAGGAGUGUUGCGAUCCAACAGAUUCAGAGGAGUUCAGUAAUUCUGAGACCGGGAAAGGAGAAAGCGUCCAGCCAUAUAAAACUGCCCUUGUUCGAUCUAAUAAUCGAAGUCAAAGUGUUGAUAAUCCUAUGGUACCCGGAAUAGGAAGCGGUUCCAGUGAACAAACAAGUUCAUACUCAGCCAUCUUAAAGAAGAAUAUACCUGAACCGCAACCACCAUCACCGCAACUAACGCCGAUUGGGUUCUACCUCUUGAUCUUUGGAGACUACAGUGUUGAUCAAGCGAUUUUAAAUCUCGACUCUAGACCUAUAAUUAUGAAACCUGUCGAAGAUCAUGUUUGCGAUAACAAUCUGUUUACGUGUGUUGUACCGUUACCUUUGCCGCAGGUUAAGAAUAAUUUGACAUAUAAAUAUGGUUUCCGUGUAAAAGGACGUGAGUUCAAAAUACCAAUUUUCGAUUUCAAGAUCAAUGUGCUAAGUAAGGAGCCCGUGGCACACGUUGAAGCCAAUACUUCACCGAAGCGAGUGCGCUCGUUCAUUCACUUCGAUGUUUUCAAUUUUAAAGAAGACCUAGACUAUAUGAGCGAGACUGUUCCUAGAUCGGUGGUAUUUUACCUAAAGUGGCUACUGAAUUUUAUUUCUAAUCCCUUUGCAAUUUCCAACAUUCUUAAGCAAAUAGAAAAUUUAGACUUCACUUCGUUAGUGACGUCUGGCAAAAGCAACGUGGAAGAGUUUGUGAAAUGGAUCGUAGAACAAGUUUCCGAAAACUCGGUGACAGACCUGCAGCGACUGUAUUUAUGUAUCGUCUUAGGUCAUCUUUGCAAGAAUUCGGAUUUGUUACCUCGAGGUGGCAAAACGACAGCCAUGUGCGAUUGCCUUCUUCAGGUUUUGAACGACAGCUAUAAACCCCGCCUUCUUCCACCUUCAAAUUUAAAGACUUUGGAAAAUUUAGCCACUAUUUUGGUAGAAAGCAGCAGCAGUCCAAGUUGGCUUACCCUAGCAGCAUAUUUUUAUCCCUAUCUUGGAAUUGGUUUCAUUCUUGGUAAGAAAUUUGAAAAAUACCAAGACUACACUUAUGAUACCGAAGAAUACAAGAAGAUGAUCGAUAUGCUCCUUUCACAUAUCGAGAAAAUAGAGAGCAAAGAGCAGAGCGCCUACCAAGAUUUGCUAGAUUUGGUGAUGAAGAAAGCCCCAAGUUUGAACGAGGCUUUGAAGUUAUUCGAAGUUUCCAAAGUUAGCUGCUUCUUUGCUGACGAUGUCGAAAAGCUGAACUUCUUUGUCAAAUUCUAUGAAAAGCAAACUGCUAGCACUGAAAACGAAAACGUUGCGGCGAAAUUAAGCGAGUUUUACAAAAUUCCGGAGAAAAUUCGUCACAAGAUGCACGAUUAUCUAUUUCAAACAUUACUUGAAUACGCCAAGUCAGAUGAGGAAUUUAAUGGCGACGAUGAAGAAAAAUUUCUUCAAGCAAUCAUUUCUGAAAGAGAUUUGGCUAUGGAUCAAGUGUUUGACGUGCUGAUGGAGCUCUCCAAAUCAAAGUCCAUUCGUCGUCUAAUGAUGGUUCCUAAAAUUCUAGGCAACACGUGUUUUACAAAAAGUUGGCGUGUCAUGCCCUACGAGAAGAAGGUAAAGCUCUGUGAAUCGUGGGUGAUAACUAAUUGUGUGAACGGUUGGGUUGGUAGAAGUGUCGAUGGUGUGGAUAAGGUGAUAGCAGUUUAUGGUGCAAUUGACGCCAUAAUUCGAUCAAGUCCUAUGAAUAUCGCUAAUUCAAUUCUUGUAACGGAUCUCUCUACCGAAGUCGAAAGACGAUUUUUGAAAAAUGAAGACGCUCCUUCCCUUCUGAAAGCUUUGGCGGAAAUAAAAAGAUAUGUGCAUUUCGUCCAGGAGAGCUAUAAAUCCAAUGUAAAGAACAUAUUGAAGAAGAAGCCCAAAAAAGUGUUGAAAGAGUCAUGCACAAUUCUUAUGGAACAUUGUAGCAACAGGCUUGCCCAAGAACUAUUGUCGUUUAUCCUGGACAUCAUUGAUGUACAAGAAAUUGGUAAAGUUGGUCAAAUUAAAGAAAAUAAUUUCAAGAACAUCUUAGGUUCGUGUGAUAUUUGGAUUAUCUUCCUGAAAAUACCUGAAAUUGAUAAUAAAAAAUAUCGAAUUGGAGAGAAGAUUUGUCGAGAACUAGAUAAGCGCAUAAAAGAUGGUGACAUAUCUUUAGGCUUAUUAAAAGACGUCGACAAAAAGAAGGAAGACGUUUCGAUGCUUUGUGCCAUCUUACGAAAUGCUUCCGGACCACCAAAGUAUAACCAGGCCGAUAUCCAAAAGUUGAUUUUAGAUCAUAUCUCACGCUUGAUGCAUGUUGCCGAAGAUUCUUCCAAGAAAAUUGACAUGCUAACGUCAGCGAUCGAAUGCAGUAGUAAAAUAAUCGAAGACGUUUGUGCAGUUCCAGGAAUUGAGAGUGUCACGGAGUCGUUAAAUGAUCUUAAAAAGAUCUUGCGCACAGGUAGUGUAAAAGAUUUGGAAGAUGAAACGUCAUGGGGAGAUUUAUUGCUGUUCCUAAGCGCAGCCGAAGAUUUGCGCACAGUAGGAAAUUCUCUGUCCUUUAGGACCGUCGCUAAAAGAUGCUUGAAGAAAUUAAGUUGUGCAAGUGAAGAGGAACAGGAGAAUGCAGCAACACCAAUACAGGACUUCCAUUCACUGAUAACGUUUCUUACCACAACAGCUAUAGAACAAUUUCAAGAGCAAUGGGAUCGUGUGUUCAAAGAUCCCAAGUCACUGAAUGCGGAGACCAUGAAGACUCUACUUGGUAUUAUGAAAGGCGAAGAUCCACGUGUUAAAGAGCUCGAAAUGCUAGAAACAUACUUCGGAGAAAAGUUUUCCCCCGAGAUUAAACUUUACAUCCACGACUACAUGAAGUAUCCUCACCUCUUGGAACAAGUGCAACACUUCAUUGCUAUUCGUGAUAUAUUUGGACUGGAAGACAUCCCAAAUGAUACAAUGACGGUACUUUUACAAUUCCAAACAGUGAUGGAAAAUAGAAAUGAACCAACACCUACAUCGUUGCAUCAAUCAAUGGAAAACAUCAAACAAAUAGUCUCAGUUUUUUCUGGAGAAGAAUUAACUGGUGUGAUUAAGGAGCUGUCAACUUGCAGAGAAUUGCUUAGUUUUAUGGAAGAAAUCGUUGACGAAGACAUUCGUUUCCUAAUCGAUGCCGUUGAGGAACAUUCGGAUCAAUUUGUAUUCGAGUCAUCAGUUUCCGACCUUAUCGACGUUCAUGGAUUCCUAGCACCUUUGAUUAGGAAAAAGAAUGACAAAACGUUAGAACUCCAGGGAUUUUUAGACAUGUUAAAAAAAUCUUGCAAUGGUCAUAAAGAUAUAGAAGGAAAGAUCAAGCAGUGUAGUAUGAACGUGAACAGUCUUCGUGGGUUGUACAUGAGCAUUGCAAACCGUGGAGAGAUGACUAAAGAAAUCAUAGAAUUGCCUGAGCAGAGGAGAAUAUUCGGUGUCGCAGGAAGAUGGAAAAUGCGAAACUAAGAU